AUGUGUAAGCUGGGAUUUUCGGAUCAGUGGAUCAAACGAAAAUUACAGUGCUUAUCCAGUGUAUCCUUCUCCUUCAAGGUGAAUAAUGAGAUAUGUGUUUCUGUAAUUCCUUCCAGAGGUCUGAGACAAGGCGAUCCUAUUUCUCCAUAUUUGUUCCUUCUGUGUGUCGAUGCUUUCUCUGGCUUACUAUCAAAGGCGACGCAUUAUAAACUCAUACAGGGAGCUAAAAUCUGUAAAUCGGCUCCGAGGAUUUCACAUUUAUUUUUUGCAGACGACAACAUCUUGUUUGCAAAGGCGACUCCUAAUGAAUGUUCUAAAAUAGCUGAAAUAAUCAGUGUGUACGAAAGAGCAUCCGGUCAGAAAGUUAACUUAGAUAAAACGGAGAUUGCCUUCAGUAAAUGUGUUUCUCCUGAGAGACGGUUUACUAUAAUUGGCACAUUGGGGGUCAGGGAGGUCGAUAAGCAUGAGAAGUACCUUGGACUUCCUACUGUUAUUGAUUCUGGUGGGGUACGACGGCUGAUAAAAGGAAGGCUUCAUUGGCAAUCGUGGGAUGCUCUUUGUCGUCCAAAGGCUCUUGGGGGCAUGGGAUUUAGAGAUUUGAAAUGCUUCAAUCUCUCGCUUCUUGCUAAACAGAUAUGGAGGCUACAAUCCAACCCGAAUACAUUGCUGUUCAAGGUACUAAAGGCUCGCUACUUCAAAUACUCGAGUAUAUUGAAGGCAAAUAGGGGGCACGACCCUAAUUACAUUUGGAGGAGCAUUUGGGGUGCAAAGGGGUUGUUCAGGGAUGGAUUGGCGUGGAAAAUUGGCAAUGGUCGAGACGCAAAUAUCUGGUCUGGCACUUGGUUAGUCAAUAACAGGCUUCCUGUUCAUCUUCAGAGGCCCCCAGAGUUUGAUGAAGAGAUGAAGGUAUAUGAGCUGUUGACAGAGGAUGGGCGAAUGUGGGAUGCGAUGAAGGUACGGCAGGUGCUAGGUGAGGAUUUAUGUGGCUUGGUCCUUUCUCUUCCUCUCCUAAUCCAUGAGACAAACGAUACAACCUUCUAG
Messenger RNA from Chenopodium quinoa (quinoa), 1041 nucleotides. RefSeq lists its product as uncharacterized. The record is from RefSeq and is a predicted model, not a curated record. Bases 1 to 1041 code for a protein of 346 amino acids. Lineage: Eukaryota; Viridiplantae; Streptophyta; Magnoliopsida; Caryophyllales; Amaranthaceae. The transcript is spliced from 2 exons.